GCGGGCGAGGAGCGGAGGGCCAUGCCGGGCGCGGGGGGCGGUCGGAAGCUGCGUCCCUGGCUGGUGGAGCAGGUGGAGAGCGGCCGCUUCCCGGGGCUGGUGUGGGACGAUCCCCAACGCUCCGCGCUGCGCAUCCCCUGGCAGCACGCGGGGAAGGGCGGAGCCAGGGGCGGGGCUGGCACCGCCCUCUGCCAGGCUUGGGCAGAGUUCAAAGGUCGCGUGCAGCCUGGGUCUCGUCCCGACCCGGCGGGCUGGAAGACACGACUGCGCUGUGCCCUCAACAAGAGCCCCGAGUUCCAGGAGGUGCCGGAGAGGGGGCGGAAUGAGGGUCCCCACCCAUACAAGGUCUAUCGGCUCCUGCCCCCUCCCCAGCAGCAGCAAGGCCACCAAUCCCAGAAGCGCGGUGGACCUCGCCCCGCCCCGGAGGCGGAGCUUAUUCAAGAGCCCCGCCCCCUGGUCAUGUCCCCGCCCCCUGAGGACACGGAUGGCGACGUCACCGCGGUGGGCGGGGCCUCGCUGCCUCACGCCGCUCCCCUACCCGAAGCCCCGCCCCCCACGCGCAUGGGUGUGGUCCUGGACAGCCCCCAGCCCCUCCCACCUGCCACAGGUGAUGCUGCGCUGGUGCUGCGGGUGUGGCUGGGCGGGGCCGUGACGUGGCAGGGGCGGUUCCCUCCCGGCGAGUACCUCAUCGCCUCCUCCCCGCCUGGCCACGCCCCCUCCCUCGGCCUUUUGCCCCGCCUCCUACUUUGGCCACGCCCCACGACCUCGCCCUGCUCCGCCCUGGGGGCGGGGCUAAUGGUGGCCAGCACCAAUCGGGGGCUGUUCCUGCGCUGGAGAGGGCGAGGCCGAGCGGAAGGGGCGGGGCCCGGCGGGGAGGAGGAGGCGGGGCAUGGGCUGGGGUGCCGCGCCCCACAUGGCGGCACUGUGGGGACCGGGGGGCGGCUGCCCCAGGGCGGGGAACCCGUGCUGGCGUUCGACGCGGGGCGGUUCCGCCAGGAAGUGGGGCAGCACCGUGCUGGGCUGGGCCCUCGCCCCGAGCACCGGGUGAUGUUGGCAGUGGGGCAGGAGCUGGGCCCCAGCGAUGGACCCCACAACCGAGACCUCAUCCUGCAGCUUGAACAAGCCUUCGCCCAGCAGCUCCAGGAUGGGAACCUGGGGACCCCCUGUCCCCUGCUCCCCUGACAGAAUCCUAGAACUG
This is a messenger RNA of Calypte anna (Anna's hummingbird), 1198 nucleotides long. RefSeq names its product interferon regulatory factor 9-like. Gene Ontology annotation, biological process: immune system process; regulation of transcription by RNA polymerase II. Bases 22 to 1182 code for a protein of 386 amino acids. Gene Ontology annotation, cellular component: nucleus. Gene Ontology annotation, molecular function: RNA polymerase II cis-regulatory region sequence-specific DNA binding; protein binding; DNA-binding transcription factor activity, RNA polymerase II-specific. NCBI's taxonomy places the organism in Eukaryota, Metazoa, Chordata, Aves, Apodiformes, Trochilidae. The record is from RefSeq and is a predicted model, not a curated record. The transcript has 7 exons.